AGAUCGCCGGCGGCCACAGUGGGCGCAGGUGUGCGAAAAAGAACGUGAGCCUAGCCGCCAUAACUGGAAGCGCGUGUUGUGCAGCGAGGAAGAAAAUUUCGGCAAGCGCGGGAUCAUCGCGACGAGCAAGCACCAGCAGCAUUAGCAGCACAGGGGCCGGCGCUCGUUAUUAUCACGAGACUCCCGGGCCCAGUCUCAGUUGGCCAGAGGCGCGCGUCUGGAGCGGAUGGAGUUCAACUGGAGCCAGGAUACCGAGGAAUCGGACAUGGCCUCAGAGGACCAGGACACUGACAGCUGCGCCGCCGAUGACGAGGACGACGAGUUGCAUCCCGUCGAGACCGACGAGUAUGCGUCGGGAGGUUUCAGCGUCGCGGACAGCUUGGAAGACAAUGAUGACGCAAUAGACGCCUGCCUACUUGAAGGCCUUCAAGAUGGCACCAACGACUGUUGGCUACAUGGCCGCCAGGCCAACAUCAGCGAAAGCCUGCUAGGUGCAGAAGAUCCCCGAAUCGUUUUCGGAGAAGACCCUCAGAACGCCGUUGUGCAUGUCCACUACGCGGAUGGGACCGCCGAGUACGCACAGGAAGACAUGCAGGGUGCAGUUCUGGUCGGGGGUGAAGAACCUCAGUACGCGUAUGUAGACCCUCUGGAUGAUGCAGACUUCCAAGCAGUGGUCGAAGAUCUCCCGGAAGAAUGCAGGGGCCUUCUGAGAGCAGCUAUAGCAUCCUGGGGCAAGGCUAAAGAGGUUCGACGCGAAAACAUCCAGGUUUCGGAAGAAAACAUACAGCAGACAGCUGUAAACCUUCAGCUCGCGGGGGAAAUCUUCAAGUUUGUGGGCGAGAUGUUCCAGUUCGCGGCAGGAAACCUCGAGCUUGCUGCCGGAAAUCUCCAGCCUAAAGGUGGGAACCUCCAGGACACCGACGAGGACCCGCAGGGUGCAGCUACGAACGCCGAAGGUGAGCUUCGUCCUUCUUAG
This is a messenger RNA of Dermacentor silvarum, 976 nucleotides long. RefSeq lists its product as uncharacterized. The record is from RefSeq and is a predicted model, not a curated record. The transcript is spliced from 6 exons. NCBI's taxonomy places the organism in Eukaryota, Metazoa, Arthropoda, Arachnida, Ixodida, Ixodidae. The coding region runs from base 227 to 976 and encodes 249 amino acids.